This is a messenger RNA of Menidia menidia (Atlantic silverside), 624 nucleotides long. The record is from the annotation of a GenBank genome assembly. Lineage: Eukaryota; Metazoa; Chordata; Actinopteri; Atheriniformes; Atherinopsidae.
AUGUCAUCGUACUACCCACGCACAAAGGACCUUACUCGCACCAGGAAAUCAGUGACAGAUUCACCGCCAUCCUCUCCAUCCUACACAGACAAAAACUACAGACAUGAAAGACUGUCAAGAUACGACUCCACUGGAGAAAGCAGCACAGAGAAACCUCUGGGUCGUGCCAGCUCGUACACACGGAGAGAGACCAGGCUGGCGGGCCUGAACCGACAGGAGCAAGACCCCACUGCCAAAGACUAUAAGAAGAUGUAUGCGGAGGCUUUGCAAGAGAACGAGAGGCUCAAGUCCAGAUUGCAAGACAGCAAGCAAGAGUUAGUCAAGAUUCGCUCCCAGCUGGAGAAAAUCACUCAGAGACACGACAGAAUAUCAGAAAGAUCUACAGUUCUAGAAUCAGAGAAGAGGGAAAAACAAGGUCUUGAGAGAAGAGUGUCUGACAUGGAGGAGGAAUUAAAGGCUUUCCCCGCUCUGGCUCAGGCCCAGGCCUUGUGGAGGGUGAACAAGUGUCUCCUGGCUGAAAACAGAGCCAUGCUGCGUGUCUUAACAGAGCUCAAGUCGGACAACCAGAGGCUAAAGGAUGAGAAUGGAGCUCUCAUUCGAGUCAUCAGCAAGCUGUCCAAAUGA